Molecule: messenger RNA, 4906 nt
Organism: Hyla sarda
Lineage: Eukaryota; Metazoa; Chordata; Amphibia; Anura; Hylidae
Product: G protein-activated inward rectifier potassium channel 3-like
Exons: 3
Coding region: 775-2013 (412 amino acids)
Biological process (GO): regulation of monoatomic ion transmembrane transport; potassium ion import across plasma membrane
Cellular component (GO): plasma membrane
Molecular function (GO): G-protein activated inward rectifier potassium channel activity
Source: RefSeq, a predicted model, not a curated record
UCCCUCCAGAGAUCGGCAGAGGACACCUCAUACAUCUCAUCCCUCCAGAGACCAGCAGAGGACACCUUAUACAUCUCAUCCCUCCAGAGACCGCCGCACCUCAUACAUUUCAUCACAGAUGUGAUGUCCCGUGUGAUCUGACCAGUCGGCAGGACCCUAUACCGAGCUGUGAUGUCCUGUAUGAUCUGAUCAGUCGGCAGGACCCUAUACACAGCUGUGAUGUCCAGUGUAAUCUGACUGGUCUGCGGGGCCCCAUACAGUUUUGAUAUCCUGUGUGAUCUGAACGGCACCAUACACAGCUGUGAUGUCCUGUGUGAUCUGAAGGGCCCCGUACACGGCUGUGAUGUCCAGUGUGAUCUGAAGGGCCCCAUACACAGCUGUGAUGUCCUGUGAGAUCUGACCGGUCUGCGGGACCCCAUACACAGCUGUGAUGCCCCAUGUCCCCCAAGCAGAUAGGAUAUACAGUGGCCCCUGCUCCUGUCCUCCAUGUCUGGGAUGCUGCAUUAUGCCCUCAGAGCUGCUCCUCAUUGGCCAUUCCUGGAUCCGGUUCACCUGUCACUCACAGUCCCACCUGCAGCCUCCUCCUUUCUCAGACACGAGCGGGAGGCAGGAACUGAGCGCCGUCUUUCCUCCUCUGCAGAAGCUGUUGAGCCCCCCACAUCCCCUACAGCCGGAGGAUAUAAUCAGAAGCUCAUGAAGAUGCAGGGAAGCCAUCGGGAGGAGAGGGUGUGCGGCAUUCUCUUCAGGCGUUAACCCAUCGUGGUUCUGAUCACCAUGGCCAAAGACAACAAUGCCUUCACCUUCAUCCCCGGCUCAACCAUUACCAACACCAAACCCUCCUUCUCCCACCCCUCUAAACUAGCUGAGAAGUUAGAGAAAGCCGACCGGAAGCUGCGCCGCCGCCAGCGCUAUGUGGAGAAGGACGGGAGGUGUAACGUGCAGCACGGAAAUGUCCGGGAGACCUAUCGAUACCUAACGGACAUCUUCACCACCUUGGUGGACCUGAAGUGGCGGGUCAGCCUCCUGGUCUUCAUCCUAGCCUACGCCAUCACGUGGCUCUUCUUUGGGGUGAUCUGGUGGUUCAUCGCGUACUGUCGGGGGGAUCUGGAGCAUUUAGAGGAUACAGAAUGGACGCCCUGCAUUAAGAACCUGAAUGGCUUUGUUUCCGCCUUUCUCUUCUCUAUAGAGACAGAAACCACCAUCGGUUACGGGCACCGGGUGAUCACCGACAAGUGCCCGGAGGGGAUCAUUCUGCUCCUUCUUCAGGCUAUCCUUGGUUCCAUGGUGAACGCCUUCAUGGUGGGCUGCAUGUUUGUAAAGAUCUCACAGCCCAAUAAGAGGGCCGAGACACUGGUCUUCUCCUCGCACGCGGUCAUCUCUUUACGGGACGAUAAGUUGUGCCUCAUGUUUCGGGUCGGUGACCUCCGCCAGUCGCAUAUCGUGGAGGCCUCGAUACGAGCGAAACUGAUCAAAUCCAAACAAACACAAGAAGGAGAAUUUAUUCCCCUAAACCAGACGGACAUCAACGUCGGCUUCGAGACGGGGGACGACCGCCUCUUUCUGGUCUCCCCCCUCAUUAUCUGCCAUGAGAUCAACGAGCAUAGUCCAUUCUGGGAGGUGUCCAAGAGGCAACUGGAGAAGGACGAGUUUGAGAUCGUGGUCAUCCUGGAAGGAAUGGUGGAAGCCACAGGAAUGACGUGCCAGGCGAGGAGCUCGUACCUUGUAGAUGAGGUUCUGUGGGGCCACCGCUUCAUGUCAGUGCUCAGUCUGGAGGACGGCUUCUAUGAAGUGGACUACAACACAUUCCACCAAACCUUUGAGGUGUCUACUCCUUCCUGCAGCGCCCGGGAGCUUGCUGAGAACACUGCCCGAAUGGACGCCCAUCUCUACUGGUCCAUCCCCAGCCAGCUGGAUGAGAAGGUGGAAGAAGGAACAGAAAAAGAUUGCGGCAUGAACAAGCAGAGGAACGGCAGCGUGAGCAACCCCGAGGGGGAGCAGGUUCUGGUGGAGUGAAUGUCCGGCCAUGCCCACUGGGUUAUAUACUGCUCCAAUAUAAAUGUCCCUGUGCCCAGUGUUCUAAUAAUAAACCUCUACUCCAUCAUCUCCACCUGCCACCUACCAAUACCGUCCAAAUACUAGGCCUCUGUAUGACGGUCACCACCCGAAUACUGUACAUCCCACCCUCGCCAUAAUGCUACCCGUCACCUACCAAUACCGUCCGAAUACUAGGCCUUUGUAUGACGGUCACCACCCGAAUACUGUACAUCCCACCCUCGCCAUAAUGCUACCCGUCACCUACCAAUACCGUCCGAAUACUAGGCCUGUGUAUGAAGAUCACCACCCGAAUACUGUACAUCCCACCCUCGCCAUAAUGCUACCCGUCACCUACCAAUACCGUCCGAAUACUAGGCCUGUGUAUGAAGAUCACCACCCGAAUACUGUACAUCCCACCCUCGCCAUAAUGCUACCCGUCACCUACCAAUACCGUCCGAAUACUAGGCCUGUGUAUGAAGAUCACCACCCGAAUACUGUACAUCCCACCCUCGCCAUAAUGCUACCCCUGUCACCUACCAAUACCGUCCGAAUACUAGGCCUCUGUAUGAAGAUCACCACGCGAAUACUGUACAUCCCACCCUCGCCAUAAUGCUAUCCCCGUCACCUACCAAUACCGUCCGAAUACUAGGCCUCUGUAUGACGGUCACCACCCGAAUACUGUACAUCCCACCCUCGCCAUAAUGCUACCCGUCACCUACCAAUACCGUCCGAAUACUAGGCCUUUGUAUGACGGUCACCACCCGAAUACUGUACAUCCCACCCUCGCCAUAAUGCUACCCGUCACCUACCAAUACUGUCCGAAUACUAGGACUGUGUAUGAAGAUCACCACCCGAAUACUGUACAUCCCACCCUCGCCAUAAUGCUACCCCUGUGACCUACCAAUACCGUCCGAAUACUAGUCCUGUGUAUGAAGAUCACCACCCGAAUACUGUACAUCCCACCCUCGCCCUAAUGCUACCCCUGUCACCUACCAAUACCGUCCGAAUACUAGGCCUGUGUAUGAAGAUACCACCCGAAUACUAUACAUCCCACCCUCGCCAUAAUGCUACCCGUCACCUACCAAUACCGUCCGAAUACUAGGCAUGUGUAUGAAGAUCACCACCCGAAUACUAUACAUCCCACCCUCGCCAUAAUGCUACCCCUGUCACCUACCAAUACCGUCCGAAUACUAGGCCUGUGUAUGAAGAUACCACCCGAAUACUAUACAUCCCACCCUCGCCAUAAUGCUACCCCUGUCACCUACCAAUACCGUCCAAAUACUAGGCCUGUGUAUGAAGAUACCACCCGAAUACUAUACAUCCCACCCUCGCCAUAAUGCUACCCCUGUCACCUACCAAUACCGUCCGAAUACUAGGCCUGUGUAUGAAGAUACCACCCGAAUACUAUACAUCCCACCCUCGCCAUAAUGCUACCCCUGUCACCUACCAAUACCGUCCAAAUACUAGGCCUGUGUAUGAAGAUACCACCCGAAUACUAUACAUCCAACCCUUGCCAUAAUGCUACCUCUGUCACCUACCAAUACCGUCCAAAUACUAGGCCUGUGUAUGAAGAUACCACCACUAGGCCUGUGUAUGACGUCACCACCCGAAUACUAUACAUCCCACCCUCGCCUGUCACCUACCAAUACAGUCCGAAUACUAGGCCUGUGUAUGACAGUCACCACCCGAAUACUAUACAUCCCACCCUCGCCAUAAUGCUACCUCUGUCACCUACCAAUACCGUCCGAAUACUAGGCCUCUGUAUGACGGUCACCACCCUAAUACUAUACAUUCCACCCUCACAAUAAUGCUACCCCUGUGACCUACCAAUACCGUCCAAAUACAAGGCCUGUGUAUGAAGAUCACCACCCGAAUACUAUACAUCCCACCCUCGCCAUAAUGCUACCCUUGUCACCUACCAAUACUGUCCGAAUACAAGGCCUGUGUAUGACGGUCACCACCCGAAUACUAUACAUCCCACCCUCACAAUAAUGCUACCCCUGUCACCUACCAAUACCGUCCAAAUACUAGGCCUGUGUAUGACGCUCACCACCCGAAUACUAUACAUUCCACCCUCACAAUAAUGCUACCCCUGUCACCUACCAAUACCGUCCAAAUACAAGGCCUGUGUAUGAAGAUCACCACCCGAAUACUAUACAUUCCACCCUCGCCAUAAUGCUACCCCUGUCACCUACCAAUACCGUCCGAAUACUACGCCUGUGUAUGACGGUCACCACCCGAAUACUAUACAUCCCACCCUCGCCAUAAUGCUACCCCUGUCACCUACCAAUACCGUCUAAAUACUAGGCCUGUGUAUGACGGUCACCACCCUAAUACUAUACAUCCCACCCUCGCCAUAAUGCCCAACGUCCGCUCCCCUCAUCGGGUACACUUUGUGUGUUUCACUAGCAGCCAUGCAGGUGGUUCCUUGUCCCCUUUGUUGUAAAAGCAGCUUAGAAAUUAAUGCACCUAAUUCCUUUUAAUUGGGUCCCCAACAUAAUUAGUUCUCAGCUCGGGACCCCCGAUGUGGACAGAUUUCCUCCCGUUCUUCCAAACCAGACAGCGAUUGCUGAGCAGUUUUGUUCUGUGUCCGUGUGUACAGCCGGCUGUACCCCACAAUCUUCCCCAUACUGGACAUAUUCCCAUCAUCCUCCUCAGUCUCUCCACCCUGGACAUAAAGCACUGUAUAAUCUUCCUCAAGGCCACCUGUGCACAUAGGGUCCCACCCAUCCAGCCCACAUUACCGACAGGUGCACCAGUAAACCACAUCAGAACCAAAUACAACCGAUCCAGAGCCCAAGGUUCCCGAGCCAGCUGCGCUCCGGGAAGGUUCUGUACCAGUUCCUGUAAAAUAAAGAGACUGAUUCCUGCC